GUCUUUGUUAGUUGCAAUUAGAUAUUUUGUGACAGUGUAAGAGACAAAAUUAGUUAAUUAUCAAAAAAUGGCCAUGGCUAGUGAGCAACGAUUAAGCCAUCCACCAGGAGCGGAUAUCACGAUAGACGAAGAAAAAGACAGCGAAAUUUGUAAAUUUUAUAAAGACACAACUGUUUUAAUAACAGGCGCAACUGGUUACCUUGGAAAAUUAGUAAUGGAAAAAUUAUUAAGGAGCUGUGAUGUUAAAAAGAUAUUUAUUAUAAUUAGAGAAAAGAAAGGCAAAGAUCCCCAAAAAAGGUUUGACGAAAUAUUUGAUGAACCAUGUUUUGAACCUAUAAAAAGGAAAAAUCCCACAUUUAAACAAAAAAUUCAAGUAUUGAUUGGAGACGCACAAUUCCCAAAUUUUGGUUUAUGUGACGAAGAUAUAGAAACUCUAAAAGCGGAAUGUCAAGUAGUCUUUCACUAUGCUGCUACUGUCAGAUUUGAUGAAAAAAUUAGAACAGCUACAUAUAUUAACAUAAGAGCUGUAAGGGACCUUAUAAAAAUAACCAAAGAAAUGAAACAUUUAAAGGCAUUUUUACAUUGCUCCACAGCGUAUUCAAAUUGUAUACAUCCUGUUAUAGAAGAAAAAUUUUAUGAUCCACCUGUCGAUCCAGAGACGUUAAUAAAUUUAGUAGACACCUUGGAUGAAAAUACUUUACUCGCCAUUACUCCAGGAUUACUUGGUAAAUAUCCAAAUACGUAUACAUUUACAAAAUGUAUCGCUGAAGACAUUGUAAGAAAGGAAGCAAAAAAUAUACCAGCUGCUUUACUUCGACCUUCCAUAGUGAUCGCUACAGCCAAGGAACCUAUAGGUGGUUGGAUAAAUAACGUAUAUGGUGCCACAGGCGUCCUAUUGGGCGCGGCUCUAGGCGUUUUACGAGUGAUGCAAUUAAAGAAAACAAAUAAUGCCGAUUUAGUGCCAGCAGAUUUCGUUGUUAACAGUUCUAUAGCAGCUGCUUGGGAUGUUGCUUGUGCUAAGAAUAUACACGAAAAGAAACAAAUUCGAGAAGAGGAAAGUAAACAAGAAAAAGAUAACAUAAAUGUCUACAAUUAUGUCUCGACACCAGAGAAACCAAUAAGUUGGAGUGAAUUUGAAAACUUGGGGGAAAAAUAUGGCAAACAAAUACCUUCUGAAAAAUGUAUAUGGUAUUACUUUUUCUUUACCGUAGAAAGUUAUUGGGUAUACGCACUAACAAAAUUCUUUUUACAUACUGUUCCAGCUAACGUAAUAGACUUUCUAGCAAGAUGUAUAGGCAAAGAACCAAUGAUGGUGAAAGGUUACCAAAAAAUAAAUAAAUUUGCAGAAAUCCUCGCGUUCUUUGGCCUGAAUAGUUUUAAAUUUAGCAACCAAAAUGUUCAGUCCAUGUGGAAGAAACUGAAUGAGAAAGACAAAGAGAUGUUUGAAUUCAGCAUGGCGAACUUAGACUGGAGUAUUUACUUCCGUACAUAUGUAAGAGGAAGUAGGUUGUAUCUUCUACAGGAUACAUUAGACACUGUACCCAAAGGAAAAGUUAAAUAUUAUAAAUUAAUGUUUGCCCACUACGCACUUCUUACAAUAUUUUUAGCUGUAUUUAUUAAAAUCUUUAUGAUAUUAUUUAAUUUUAUUUUUAAUUAAUGUUAAAUAAAUAUUAUUAAAGUU
Diabrotica balteata is the source of this 1681-nucleotide messenger RNA. The record is from the annotation of a GenBank genome assembly. Lineage: Eukaryota; Metazoa; Arthropoda; Insecta; Coleoptera; Chrysomelidae.